AUGCUUCUGGAACUAGGCUCAAGCCGGAGGUUUCCUUCAGGCAGCAAGUCACGCGAGAUCGAAGCGGUUGCCCAGUGCCUCCAAGGGGCAUUUAAGGCCCAGUGCCUUCCGGGGGCAUUCAAGGCUCAGUGCCUUCCGGGGGCAUUCAAGGCCCAGUGCCUCCCGGGGGUAUUCAAGGCCCAGUGCCUCCCGGGGGUAUUCAAGGCCCAGUGCCUCCCAGGGGCAUUUAAGGCCCAGUGCCUCCCCGAGGUAUUCAAGGCCCAGUGCCUCCCCGAGGUAUUCAAGGCCCAAUGCCUCCCGGGGGUAUUCAAGGCCCAGUGCCUCCGAGAGGCAUUCAAGGCUCAGUGCCUCCCAGAGGCAUUCAAGGCCCAGUGCCUGCCUGAGGUAACAUCCAUUCAUCGCGAUUUGGAGCCUCAUCAUUCUUAUAUAAGGAAGGUAGAAACUCUCAUCAGAAGGGAGAGAGAACAGCGACAAGCUGACAUCAAAGCGACACGGACAGUUUCGAGCACACACACACCGAGAGGAUUCAGCGGUUCACACAACAGGCAGUAUCACGUAUCAGUGAACAUUCUUUCACCCUCUCUUUCUCUCAUCUCGCUCGCUACACAUAGUCCUACCUUUCCCUCUCACAUUCCCAGUUCCUUUCUUUUCUUUUUUCUUCCGCAGCUUUACGGACAAUUUCAUUUUGCAUUAUUUGAUGCGAAGCGAAUCACCUCCCAGAGAACCCGGUAUUGUUACUUAGUGGAAAAACUGCCAGCAGACAUCGUCGAGGAAGUAAUGGAUUUACUGGAAAAUGUCCCGGAUGACAACCCGUACGAUAGACUCAAGGAAGCAAUUUUAAAACGGACCGGUGCCUCGAACGAAGCCAUGCUACGCAACCUUUUCACUCAGGUUGAAUUAGGAGACCGCACCCCAUCGCAGUUAUUGAGGCACAUGCGAACCUUACUGGGUGACAACAAAAUGUCCGAGAACAUUAUGCGGAGCUUAUGGCUGGACAAGUUACCCACUACAACAACACAAAUCCUCGCACCCAUGACAGAGGAAACGCAGACAGAAAAACUCGUGGACAUUGCAGAUCGGAUCCAUGAAAGUUUUCGAAGCCGCAGGGUAAACUCUAUCCAGCCACAACCAGCCCAACAAAGAGACAGGGAAUUUAACGACCUCAAGUCUACUGUAGAAAGGUUGUCUAUACAAUUACAAGGCUUACUGCAAAAAGACCGACAGUACCGCCGCGAUAAAUGUCCAGGAUACAGAAAGCGAAGUUUCAGCAGAGGACGGACUGACAACCGCAAUCGAAAAGAUGAAAUUUGUUACUACCACAAAAAGUUUGGUCCUGAGGCGAGACGUUGUACACAUCCUUGUUCUUUCAACAACGCGAAUGCGGGAAACGGAAAUUCCAGCCAGUAG
Molecule: messenger RNA, 1407 nt
Organism: Acanthosepion pharaonis
Lineage: Eukaryota; Metazoa; Mollusca; Cephalopoda; Sepiida; Sepiidae
Source: the annotation of a GenBank genome assembly